GAAAUCCAAAAACCGGAAGUAUCUUGAGAAAUGUCAGGUGAUUGAAAGAUGGAAAGACAGCUUGAAAAACAUCUUGAAGAAACAUGCCGUGUCCCAGGUAUAAGUGGGGCCCUGUGUGCUGAUAACAAUGGACUCUGUUUAGCAGCUCGUGGUUGCAAACCAGAACUAGCAGGACAAGUGGCCAGUAUUGUCCGCCAAGCAGCUCAGCUUCAUCCAAAUUCCUCCACAUCACCAGUUGUCUGUAUUGAAUCAGAGGGAGGGAGUGUUUUAAUUAAAUCUGAGGGUGAUGUCACUAUGGCUGUGUUCAAAAAUCCAUUAUAGCAACAAACUCCUAUCAUGUCAACAUGAACUCUAUUACAUAUUUUGAUUGUAAAUAUUCUUCCUUGUGUAUGUAACAUGCUAAGUAAUAAAUGAAAUACUCUGCAGAGAUGCUCUGUAAACAUGUCUUAGAGAUACGACUUGAAAACUGUAUAUUCAAGAGCUAGCAUUUAUCAUAAUUUGGAAUCCACUCAUAUCCAUUGCCUGAGGAGAUACAUGUAAUGGUUAAUGAAAAUAAAAAUGAUUUUAAGUUAAUUCUA
Messenger RNA from Saccostrea echinata, 578 nucleotides. Its product is annotated as ragulator complex protein LAMTOR5-like. Gene Ontology annotation, molecular function: guanyl-nucleotide exchange factor activity. The transcript has 4 exons. Gene Ontology annotation, cellular component: cytoplasm; lysosome; Ragulator complex. Lineage: Eukaryota; Metazoa; Mollusca; Bivalvia; Ostreida; Ostreidae. Gene Ontology annotation, biological process: positive regulation of TORC1 signaling; cellular response to amino acid stimulus. The coding region runs from base 49 to 321 and encodes 90 amino acids. The record is from RefSeq and is a predicted model, not a curated record.